CGAAAAGUAGAUACAGCGCAGCUGCAACAGCGGAGUCCUGAGGGGGUUCGGCUAACCCACCGGACCGGAGCCUUCUGGAGCUCUACACUGAGGGAAUAGUGACCAAGAUGUGGAAUAGUGGAUUUGAAAGCUAUAGCAGCUCCUCCUUUGGGGGAGCCGGCGGCUACACACAGUCCCCUGGGGGCUUUGGAUCACCGACACCUUCCCAGGCUGAAAAGAAAUCUAGAGCCCGAGCUCAGCACAUUGUACCCUGUACCAUAUCUCAGCUGCUUUCUGCUACUCUGGUUGAUGAAGUGUUCAAAAUUGGGAAUGUUGAGAUUUCACAGGUGACUAUUGUGGGGAUAAUCAGACAUGCAGAGAAGGCUGCAACCAACAUUGUUUACAAAAUAGAUGACAUGACAGCUGCACCCAUGGAUGUCCGCCAGUGGGUUGACACAGAUGAUGCCAGUGGUGAAAACACUGUGGUUCCUCCAGAAACAUAUGUGAAAGUAGCUGGUCAUCUGAGAUCUUUUCAGAACAAGAAAAGCCUGGUCGCUUUUAAGAUCAUGCCCCUGGAGGAUAUGAAUGAAUUCACCACACAUAUUCUAGAAGUAGUCAAUGCACACAUGCUGCUGAACAAGUCUAACAGCCAGCUCCUAGCAGGGAGAGUACCUGUCAGCAAUCCAGGAAUGGGUGAAGUUGGGAGCUUUGGUGGGAAUAGCUUCAUGCCAGCAAAUGGCCUCACUGUGGCCCAGAACCAGGUGCUGAAUUUAAUUAAGGCUUGUCCCCGGCCUGAAGGACUGAACUUUCAGGAUCUCAAGAACCAGCUCCAACACAUGAGUGUAGCCUCGAUCAAGCAAGCUGUGGAUUUUCUAAGCAACGAGGGACACAUCUAUUCAACUGUGGAUGAUGAUCAUUUUAAAUCCACAGAUGCAGAAUAACUGGAUCUAACCGGGUACCUGAGAUAUUUUCCAGCUGGACCUAUUUUCGCAAUCUGUUGUCUCCAGCUGUGCGUAUAUUUGGCAAGUUGACUCUAGGAAGUAAAUUUCCUGUAUAAAAGGUCUCAACUGACAUCCUUUUGAAACUUACUCCUCUUCUGUUUUUUGAAGCUCAAAGGGAUAUAAAUGAGGGCAGAAUUUCUUAAAGAAAUUACAACUUAGUUACAGCAUCAGGUCAGAUGGAAUUGGAAGAGGGAGGAUCCCAGAGAGUUGGGUGGUGUUACUUAAAUAAUACUCAGGAGUUUGUGUUCCUAAAUUGUUUCCUGUUGAGAGAAGAUGAGCAGGACUAAAGACCGUCAGCAGAGGUAGCCAAGAGGCCCACUAACUUCUGCCUGUUUCUGUUCCCCGCUUUAAUUGUGUGUUGUUACUUUUAGAACUGCACUUUCAUCUUGUCAUAAUAAUUGCUGCCGCAAGUGUGUUUUUUUUAAACAUAAGGUUCUUGAGUGGUGACUUCGUGGGGCAGAAUAAAGGAUGAUGUGUUACCCUGUUUUGUACAAAAUAAGUGCAUUUAUGUGUUUAAUAAAAUAGUUCUAUUAUUGCGGUAA
Molecule: messenger RNA, 1522 nt
Organism: Sus scrofa (pig)
Lineage: Eukaryota; Metazoa; Chordata; Mammalia; Artiodactyla; Suidae
Gene: RPA2
Product: replication protein A2
Biological process (GO): nucleotide-excision repair; DNA replication; double-strand break repair via homologous recombination
Cellular component (GO): DNA replication factor A complex; chromosome, telomeric region; nucleus
Molecular function (GO): single-stranded DNA binding
Source: RefSeq, marked validated